Messenger RNA from Aspergillus terreus NIH2624, 477 nucleotides. RefSeq names its product Ctf8 family protein. Gene Ontology annotation, cellular component: Ctf18 RFC-like complex. Gene Ontology annotation, biological process: mitotic sister chromatid cohesion. NCBI's taxonomy places the organism in Eukaryota, Fungi, Ascomycota, Eurotiomycetes, Eurotiales, Aspergillaceae. The transcript has a single exon. The record is from RefSeq and is a predicted model, not a curated record. Bases 1 to 477 code for a protein of 158 amino acids.
AUGCCAUCGAUUCCUCUUCACCCGCGCGCGUCCGCCUCGACCAAUUCCCUGACGAACCCUCUCCCUCCGCUCCUCCAGACGCCGUCCGGUCUGGCAAUUCUCGAGCUCCAAGGCACCAUCAACGUUCCCUCGGAGGAAGGCCAGGGCAAUGGCCCGGAACAAGAGCGGAUGGACGACUCCUCCGAUCCAAACGCCCUCACAUUCGAGACCCCCAUCGGCAAGCUCAUGUUCCCGGACUACUGCCCGCAGACGACGCCGCCGGAAGACACCAAGUGGAUGAAGCGGGUCUACCUGUUCGUCGGGCGAUACCAGCGCAUGACAGGGGAGGUGAAGAAAUUGGCGCAACCACUGGCCGUGGUGCAGCGGCGCCCGCAGGCGGAUCUGGCUGAGGCGGAGGGUGAGCAGUUGGAGAUUGUGGAGAUUGUCAAGUACAGGCUGCUGUUUAAGAACCGGCCGGAACCUGUCAAUGAUGUUUGA